Penicillium cinerascens is the source of this 984-nucleotide messenger RNA. RefSeq lists its product as uncharacterized. The record is from RefSeq and is a predicted model, not a curated record. NCBI's taxonomy places the organism in Eukaryota, Fungi, Ascomycota, Eurotiomycetes, Eurotiales, Aspergillaceae. Gene Ontology annotation, molecular function: dioxygenase activity. The coding region runs from base 1 to 984 and encodes 327 amino acids. The transcript has a single exon.
AUGUCUCAUACGCGAUACGUCAAUCGCGAGAUUCCUCAAAUCUCCUUGGCUGACUUUGAGAGCCGCAUCGAUAACAUCACGGCAGAGCUCAUCAAUGCCGCAGAAAAUGUUGGCUUCUUUACGUUGAUUGAUCACGGUCUCUCCAAACAAGACAUCGAGGCCAUGUUCCUCACGUCCAAAAGCUUCUUCGAUCUACCCGACAACGCCAAAGCGAUCGUUCCAUGGAACUCGAACAACGUGGGGUGGGAAAAGAACUCACAGAUCCGUCCAUCUACUGGGAAGCCCGACAGCAAGGAAUCUUACCAACUGCAGUUCGGUGAGAACAUGAAGGGCCUCUGGGUUGGGGACGACCACCUCCCGGGGUUUCAGGCUAGCUGCCUGGGUUUCAUGCAGCAAGUGCAGACGAUCUCGGAAUGUCUAAUGCGGUGCUUUGCGCGCGGCCUGGGGUUCCCAGAUGACUUCUUCAUCAAAUGCCAUGAUGUUUCACGACCGGACUCGCAAACCACGAUGCGGCUACUUCACUAUUUUGCGCUGCCGGAGGAAGCCGAUGGCAACGUGUAUCAUCGCGCAGGGGCACAUGCGGAUUGGGACUUUCUGACUCUACUUUUUCAGAAAGAAGGGCAGAGCGGGCUGGAGAUUUGCCCAGGUCGCGAGGUGGUCACCGAGUUUGGGAUUGGGGACAAAUGGACCAAGGUGGAGGCGAAGACGGGGGAGAUCGUUUGCAAUAUUGGAGACUUACUCAUGUCGUGGUCGGAUGACCGGUUCAAGUCCACUUUCCAUCGUGUGAAGGCGCCGUGUGAGCAUGGGGAUUAUUUUGGGGACCGGUAUAGCAUUGCGUACUUCAAUCAGCCCUGCAAGGAUUCCUUGAUCCAGGGCCCGUUGAAGAAAUACCCAAUGGUCACCGGGGCUCAAUUUACCGAGAAUGCAAUGAAGAGGAACUUUGCUGCAUUGCAGGAGAAGUUGAAGACGGUCGCGGCGGCAUGA